Molecule: messenger RNA, 234 nt
Organism: Clavispora lusitaniae ATCC 42720
Lineage: Eukaryota; Fungi; Ascomycota; Pichiomycetes; Serinales; Metschnikowiaceae
Biological process (GO): mitochondrial respiratory chain complex IV assembly
Cellular component (GO): mitochondrial intermembrane space
Source: RefSeq, a predicted model, not a curated record
AUGCGACACCACCAAAUGUCAGAAAACUCGAUUGACGACGAGCCGGACGAAUGGGACCAGCGGAUCUUGAAAACAGGCUGCUAUGAAGAAAACCUUGCGUUGCAGCUUUGCCACGCAGACAAGGGCGAUUGGAGACAAUGUUUGGGCGAGAUGGAGGCGUUUCGGAAAUGCUGGGACGGCAACAAAAACAACGAGCGAACCAGCACGGUGGAGAACACCGAACGGGAGAUUUAG